UUUUAUUAUUAAAAAAUGAACCCUAGCAAUCCCUCUUAUCAAGCUCGUGACAUGCAAGAACAAAUCGAAUCUUUGAAAGAAAUGGUUGAUUCCUUGAAAACAACAAUCAACACUCUCACUGAAACCAUCAGCAAGAUUCCCCAAGUAGUGACCAUGACCGUAUCUGUUGCUCUCUCAAAUGGCAACCGUGAAGCCAUGUCAACCAAAAGGGCUACAAUUACUGGAUCGAACAUUGUUCAUGAGCAAGAAAACGACGAACGCAGGUUCAGGGAGUGCAUUGCAAGAGCCAUCCGAUACUAUGAUGCGCAAGAUCGGGCUCAUGGUAUCCAUGGUAAUUGGAACUCCCUAGGUGAAAGAACGAUACCUGUCGUUAAACCUUACCUUGUUUCUGCCGUGAAGGAGGAGACGGAGAAAUACUUCAGGAGCCUUGCCAACGAAGAUGAAUUCGACUUGGUUGAUCAGACGGAAAGAAAUGCCAUGUUCAAGAAGAAGGCUGAGUUGGCGUACAACAAUACGUUCCAUAUCACGGGUACCUUUCUGAGUAUAUAUUUUGGGAGUAAUUACGGAGUUGAUGGUUACUGUUGGUCAGACCUUAAAAAGCCUAACCAACAGCAAACCGUCCUCUAUACUCUUGAGCGUAUACUCUACAAUUGGAAUUGUUAUGACGGCCAGCCUGGUAUUCCAACGGGAUCGGGAAGAAUGUUUGACCUGACUGUCAGUAGUCCUGUCGUACCAACUCAUCUGGCAGAGUGUUGA
Mucor mucedo is the source of this 756-nucleotide messenger RNA. RefSeq lists its product as uncharacterized. The record is from RefSeq and is a predicted model, not a curated record. NCBI's taxonomy places the organism in Eukaryota, Fungi, Mucoromycota, Mucoromycetes, Mucorales, Mucoraceae. The coding region runs from base 16 to 756 and encodes 246 amino acids. The transcript has 2 exons.